This is a messenger RNA of Dovyalis caffra, 918 nucleotides long. NCBI's taxonomy places the organism in Eukaryota, Viridiplantae, Streptophyta, Magnoliopsida, Malpighiales, Salicaceae. The record is from the annotation of a GenBank genome assembly.
AUGAGAGAGUUUGGAAGGAGUUAUGAGCUUGGUGAUGAGAGCAGAGUGGAUGCAUGUGAGCUCGAGGGUUUAGUGAGUGAAGGGUACCAAUUGUUAGGGAUUUUCAAUUGGAGUGACCAUUUUCCUCUCUUGGCUUGGUUAGAUUCGCAGGGAGUUAGGAGGAGAUGUAGAAACUUGGCUGCAAAGGUGAACGUUUUCGUAGAGAAAAUUAUAGAUGAACGUAAGAUGAAAAGGGUUGAGAAUGGCAAAAACGGAGAUUCCAUUAGAGAUGGGAGUUCAGGUGAUUUUGUUGACGUGUUACUUGACUUGCAAAAAGAGAACAAGCUUAGUGACUCAGACAUGAUUGCUGUUUUAUGGGUAGGCACUGAUACAGUGGUAAUCCUCCUAGAAUGGAUUCUUGCAAGAAUGGUUUUACACCCUGAUGUCCAAGCAAAGGUCCAGGCAGAGAUUGACAAUAUUGUUGGCACCGGCCGUUCAGUCAGAAAUUCUGACUUGCCUAAUCUUCCUUACCUUCGGGCUGUUGUGAAAGAAACGUUAAGAGUGCACCCACCAGUUCCUCUUCUUUCUUGGGCUAGGCUAGCAAUCCAUGACACUCAAAUAGGACCCCAUUUUAUCCCUGCCGGCACCACUGCCAUGGUCAACAUGUGGUCGAUAACCCAUGACGAGAAGAUCCGGUCAGAUCCUGAAGAAUUCAAGCCAGAGAGGUUUAUGGAGGAAGUAGUUAACAUCAUGGUGUCUGAUCAUAGGUUGGCUCCUUUUGGGGCAGGCAGAAGGGUUUGUCCAGGCAAAGCUAUGGGGUUAGCCACCGUUGAGCUUUGGCUUGCUCAGUUGCUUCAGAACCUCAAUUCGGUUCCUAGUGAUUUUGGAGUAGAAUUGUCUGAGAACCUCAAGCUUUCUUUGGAGAUGAAGAACUCUUAG